Molecule: messenger RNA, 1554 nt
Organism: Trametes versicolor FP-101664 SS1
Lineage: Eukaryota; Fungi; Basidiomycota; Agaricomycetes; Polyporales; Polyporaceae
Product: cytochrome P450
Exons: 12
Coding region: 1-1554 (517 amino acids)
Molecular function (GO): iron ion binding; heme binding; oxidoreductase activity, acting on paired donors, with incorporation or reduction of molecular oxygen
Source: RefSeq, a predicted model, not a curated record
AUGUUGGAACUUGCUAUCGAUGUCUGGUUGAUCUUGCUGGCCUCGGCGGUGUUCGUACUGGUAAGGCACCAUGUGCACAGAAGGAACAUGCCGCCUGGGCCGCGCGGGCUGCCGUUCAUCGGAAACAAGCACCAGGUUCCGUCUAUCAAGCCUUGGCGAAGAUUCGCGGAGUGGAACAGGCAGUACGGCCCUGUGGUGUCGCUUCACCUAGGAAGUACUCCUGUGAUCGUGCUCGGUACCGCACAGGCAGCAUGGGAUUUACUUGAGAAGAGGUCCGAGAUCUACUCGAGUCGUCCGCGCUUUGUCGUCGCAGGAGAAAUAUUGUCAGACAAUAUGCGUGGGCUUAUGCUACCGUACGGUGAGGGCUGGCGCAGAUGGCGGAAGGUCCUGCACUCUGGCUUCCAUUCGAGGCGCGCAGACACCUACAACGAGAUACAGUCGUUGGAGUCUAUUGUACUCUUGCAUGACCUUAUGACUGAUCCGGCGCAUUUUGAGCGCCACUUACAACGAUACUCCGCAAGCGUCGCCACCUUCGUCGCAUACGGUCGUCGCGUCAAGAGCGUGGAUGAGUGGAUCGUGAAGGAAAACAUGGCUGCGAUGGACUGGAAGGACACUAACGUCGCAUGCAGCAUUCCAGGAAAGUACCUUGUGGAGUCGUGGCCGUGGCUUUUGAAACUUCCUCGCUCUCUGCAAUGGUUCCGACACGAGCCCGAGGAGCAUCGCCAAAGGGACAUCGCGCUGCUCACACAUCUUCUGGACGACGUCAAGAAGCGGAUGGCAGAUGGCACCGCUCCCGAAUGCCUGACAUCUCAGACUGUGGCCAACCAGUCUAAAAAUGGGUUGUCGGACCUGGAUAUCGCGUAUACUGUGUCGUCGCCGUUCGGCGCAGGUAUCGAGACUACCGCUGGGACGCUAUGCGUCUUCUUCUUGGCCAUGCUGCAUUUCCCGGAAGCCAUGCGCAAGGCACAGGCAGAACUGGACGCUGUCGUUGGGGCCGACCGUCUGCCGGGAUAUGAGGACCGAGAGCGUCUGCCGUACCUCAAGGCGGUGAUCAAUGAGACGUUGAGGUGGCGACCUAUCGCGGUUCUAGGCGGCACACCGCACGCGGUGACCGCUGACGACGAGUACAAUGGAAUGUUCAUACCAAGAGGUUCUACCGUCUUCGCAAACCUCGCUGGCAUCAUGCAAGACCCCGUCAUGUUUCCCUCCCCCGACGAGUUCCGGCCAGAGCGCUUCCUCGAGAGCGACGACCCGCGCAUGAAGGACUUCGACCUCCCCUUCGGCUUCGGCAGGAGGAUUUGUGUAGGCAUGCAUCUGGCACACAACUCCCUCUUCAUCGCUGUGGCGAGGCUGUUGUGGGCCUUCACCAUCCUCCCUGCUCUUGACGUGGCCGGAAUGCCGGUGUUUCCGGAUCCAUGGAACUUUACCAACGGGUUCAACUCAAAGCCAAUCAGCUUCGAAUGUCGGGUGAAAGCCAGGAGUGCGGGUGUUGGCGGUCGCAUCGGAAAAGAGUGGGAAAGCGCGACUGAACGGCUGGAGAAAUGGAACUGUUGA